Messenger RNA from Rhodotorula graminis WP1, 974 nucleotides. RefSeq lists its product as uncharacterized. The record is from RefSeq and is a predicted model, not a curated record. Lineage: Eukaryota; Fungi; Basidiomycota; Microbotryomycetes; Sporidiobolales; Sporidiobolaceae. The annotation marks the transcript as partial. The transcript is spliced from 2 exons.
CGUCCCCCACCCUCCUCCCUCAACCCUCAUGAGCUUCAGCACCUCGACCCUCUUCUACGGCAUCACCGUCACCGUCACCAGCCUGUGCUUCACGGCUGCCGCCUACGCCGACGUCAAGUCUGCGGUGCGCGCCAUCGACCUCAUCUGCUCGAGGCGGGACCAGGUCCGACUCGAGACGAGCUCGUCGACGGGCGCGAGGGACGUCCGCGAGGUGCCGAGCGAGGUGUGGGACCUUGUCAAGACGUUCCUGUCGGACGAGGCGAGGGCCGCCCGCGUCGACGCGUUCGUGCGUCAGCACCUCGACCCGAACUGCAUGUGCGGGUGGUGCCAGGACCGGGCGGCGGUGUACAGGUACGCGGUGCACCAGGGCCUGCCGUCCGACAGACCGCGUCGCUUCACGUUGGACGACUUGGUCGAGUGCGUGGUGUACGAGGCGGAGCCCGUCCGCACGUCUGCGCUUCUCGAGGAGUCCAGGGCCGUCAUCGACAUCUUCCUUGCCGAUUACGGCCUCUGCAACCCGCACACCGAGCCGAUCGUGACCGCCCGCGACGACUCGUGCGCCAUCGCCCUGCCGCUCGCGCCUCGUCCGACCACGUCGACGCCGCACGUCCGCGUCGACCACGACCUCGACAACCCAGACUGGCCCAGCUCGUCAAGCGUCCUCGAAAUCUCGCCGUCCAUCUUUGCGCUCCCGGCCGACGCGCCCGUCCGCUUCCGCCGUCUCCUCAAGACUUAUCCGACCCUCGAGCCGACCACGACGACGUCCGGCUCGAUCUACUCCGCGUCCGACCACUCGAACCCGACGACCUCGUCGAGCACGUCUGGUGUUGGCCGGGCUUUCAGGCCCCACAAGCGCGCGCUGGCGAGAGAGAAGGCGGCGAGGGAGCCAAAGUGGCUGCUGCUGGGGCAGAUCACGACCUGAGCGCGGUAGAACCCUCCCUUGCGAGCGUCUGCAAUGAGUCGUAUUCGUCGCG